CAACUUUAUAUUUUUUAAUUAUUUUAAAUAGCGAGGUUUGUUUCGUUUUUGUUUUCCAAUAUUUAUAUAUACCUUUUCACUCUCAUUUAUCAUUCAACCAUAUUUGAUAACCACUUUCACCGCUCCAUAAAGUUUGACCGGAAGCGCCUAGAUAAAUUUGUCGAGCCGGAAGCUUAGCAUAUCAACCACAGUCACUGCUACUAUGAGACACAAGAGCCAGACACCCUCUCCGAUGCUAUCGUGGGCUAAAGAGAGCUGCAGGGAGGAUAUUAAUGUACAAUACGGACAAGACGAUACGCAUUAUAAAACCAGGGCUUCUAGUAUAACCCGGACAAUGAAAGCGCCUUACCAACAUCAGCAAAAGAAGCAGCCGCAACCGCAACAUGAUAGAUUUGACAAUUACCUGAGCGACGGUAGCAGUGACCUGUACUACACAGAUGCCAUUCUGGAGCUGACUGAGGGCCAUAGUGAUACAGCUUUUGCUAUGGGAACAACUGCCAUACAAAAAAACGACCGCAAGUACUUGCACAGAAACAUAAUGACUACACCCGAGCAGCAAGAGCCUACCUCCCUGCUAUUCGAGCAGUCCUAUUCGACAAGGUCUACCCGCCCGUCAUGGGGUACAAUUGGCCGACGUCUUAGUAUGAGCAAUGCACAUAGCAGGCUCAACCAGGCUCCUGUUGGUACGUCAGCUGUAACUAGAAGGGGUGGGACAUCAUUCAGCACGAGCCGUUCUGAAGCCAAAGGCAAUUCGGACAACUCAAACGCUAAGACUCGUGUGUCAUGGAUUGGCGCGAUCAAGACGCGAAUUAGAGGGCAUCGGCACAGAGGCAUUUCCGACGACACCUCCGACAUGACGCCAAUUGUUAGGGAUUAUAUCUGGGAUAUAGAGGCCAAAGACUGCCAAGCGCAGGAGAGCUCUUUGCCAACUGAGGUUGUCCCAGAACCGUACUAUCCGCGCCUGCGCUCACAGCCAUCACUGUGCCAGUCCAAUAAAACACCAAUCACAGCCGACAAUACCACUUUUGCAGCAGAUGCGGACAACGAGUCAAGCAGACAGCUUCGGGAAACCACACCGCCACGUCAAUACCAGCCAUCGAGGAGAUUGCAGUUCCUGCUCCCAAACAGAAAUACUGUCGCACACGCGUCGUCAUAUAACGCUCUUAAAGACCGUGAAGACUGCGAGGUUGCCGCAUAGUGCAAACGCAGACAAUAUAAUACAGUACUUUUCCUCAUCUAUUCUACACA
This is a messenger RNA of Kickxella alabastrina, 1248 nucleotides long. RefSeq lists its product as uncharacterized. Bases 203 to 1198 code for a protein of 331 amino acids. Lineage: Eukaryota; Fungi; Kickxellomycota; Kickxellomycetes; Kickxellales; Kickxellaceae. The record is from RefSeq and is a predicted model, not a curated record. The transcript has a single exon.